Messenger RNA from Aspergillus campestris IBT 28561, 1743 nucleotides. It is a transcript of the gene sebA, whose product is annotated as putative C2H2 transcription factor (Seb1). NCBI's taxonomy places the organism in Eukaryota, Fungi, Ascomycota, Eurotiomycetes, Eurotiales, Aspergillaceae. Gene Ontology annotation, cellular component: chromatin. The coding region runs from base 1 to 1743 and encodes 580 amino acids. The record is from RefSeq and is a predicted model, not a curated record. Gene Ontology annotation, biological process: regulation of transcription by RNA polymerase II. The transcript is spliced from 3 exons. Gene Ontology annotation, molecular function: RNA polymerase II cis-regulatory region sequence-specific DNA binding; DNA-binding transcription factor activity, RNA polymerase II-specific.
AUGGACUCUACAUAUACCAUGCAACAUCCGUCGUUCGCCUACUACCCGACGGCGGAUUCGCAAUCCAGAGCGCAACAGUUCACCAGCCACCCCUCCGACAUGCACUACUAUGGUCCCGUGCAGCAGCAGUACCAGCCCCAGCAACCUCACUGCCUCCCUGAUCAGCAGCCUCUCUACUCGGCCCAGCCCGUCAUGAACAUGCACCAGAUGGCCACCACCAACGCCUUCCGGGGCGCCAUGAGCAUGACCCCCAUCGCCUCCCCCAGCCCUCCCAUCUCAAGCCCACCAUCGUUCGUCAACCACGAGUACUACAACUUCCCCUCCACCCCUCCCUUGUCCGCCACGGGCAGCUCCGUCAGCAGCCCGCCCUCCUCCAUCAACGGGGCUCUGAACACGCCCCUCAACGAUUGCUUUUCCUUUGAGAAGGUCGAGGGAGUCAAGGAGGGUUGUGAGGGUGACGUUCACGCCGAGAUCCUGGCCAACGCCGACUGGACUCGGUGUGACUCGCCCCCGAUGACGCCUGUCUUCAUCCACCCCCCUUCCCUCACCGCCAGCCAGAGUUCGGAGCUCCUGUCCACCCACAGCUCCUGCCCAUCCCUUUCCCCCUCUCCCUCCCCGGUCUCGACCAUCAUCUCCCAGUCGCAGUCGCUGCCGCUUGAGCAGUCCAGCUCCGACUUCUGCGAUCCCCGCCAGCUGACCGUGGAGGCCACCCACCCCGCCGCCCCCGCGGAACUGCCUGCCCUGCCCACCCUGUCCUGCGAUGACGAGGAGCCCAAGGUGGUCCUGGGAAGCGAGGCCGUGACCCUGCCCGUGCAUGAGAACCCGUCCCCGGCCUUCACCGGCGCGACCGAAGACCCCCUGAGCAGCCUGCCCACCUUUGACAGCUUCUCCGACCUCGACUCCGAGGACGAGUUCGUCAACCGCCUGGUCGACUUCCCCGCCACCACCGGCUCCUACUUCCUGGGUGGCAAGCGCCAACGCGUCGGCACCUACUCCCUGGAUGGCGAGGAGUUCCUGACCGAACACGGCCUGGAGGAUCUGGACGACCAGGACCUCUUGCAGUCGGGCCUGCCCUUCAGUGCGCCCGAGCUGACCCUCCCGGGGAACGCCGUCGAGUCCGACGACAUGAAGUCGAAGAAGCGCGCCACCUCGCGCAAGUCCCUCAAGAAGUCCGAGGCGGAUGCCACCCUGGCCAAGAAGGCCCACUCCCCGGCCAGCCACGGCUCCCCGUGCAGCGAUCACGGCGACGCGUCGCCCGCCGCGCACGCGUCCCUCCACGAGGGCUCCGCCGACAGCCCGGGCGAGACCCCGUCGGCGCCCGUGUCGGUCAACCGCCGCGGUCGCAAGCAGUCCCUGACGGAGGACCCGUCCAAGACCUUCGUGUGCACGCUGUGCUCGCGCCGCUUCCGCCGCCAGGAGCACCUCAAGCGCCACUACCGGUCGCUGCACACGCAGGACAAGCCCUUUGAGUGCAACGAGUGCGGCAAGAAGUUCUCGCGCAGCGACAACCUCGCGCAGCACGCGCGCACCCACGCGGGCGGCUCCAUCGUCAUGGGCGUGCUCGACCCGAACGGCGUGCCGACCUUCGAGGAGCAAGAUCCAAACGCGCUCGGCAACGUGCUAUACGAAGCGGCCAACGCCGCGGCGACCAAGUCGACGAGCGAGUCGGACGGCACCCUGUCCGACACGCCAUCGGUCGACCGCCGCGCGCACAAGAAGCGCAAGCGCGAGGAGCACGCCUAA